AUGGCACUUCAUCCUUCCUCUGUUCCACAGCGUGUUGCUCUGCCAUCUCCUCUAGUGUCCUCUCUUCCUGACGUUCCUGACCCUGAGUCUGACCUUGCUCGUGCUGCUAGUCCUACUGUCACUCGUCUCCUCGCUACUGUUGUCACUGACCCUUCCUUUGAGUCUACUGCUGCGUUUGCCCUAGUCACUGAGCUAGUCGACUUUGCUGCUACCUCUCGUCUCGACUACGUCGCGAGUCUUGUCACUGAGUCUGACUGUCCUCCGUCCGUCGGGGGUGAGCUUGCCCUUGGCAGUGACGUCCUUGAGGACAGGCAGUUUGAGCUCGAGUGUCUUGCGGCUGCUGUACCUCAUCUCGCUUCCAUGCUGCUUUGCCCUGAGGGAAAGCCGAAUGCACUAGACAUCCCUACCCCGCGCUCUUACGCAGAGGCGAUCGCGGAUGAGUACUCCUCUCAGUGGCAAAUAGCCAUGGACGCGGAGAUGGCUUCCUGGAAGUCCACAGGCACUUACGUCGAUGAGGUUCCCCCUCUUGGGACGAACAUAAUCGAUGGCAUGUGGAUCUUCUGGGUGAAGCGGCCGCCGGGUUCUCCGCCUGCCUUCAAGGCGCGUUACGUUGCACGAGGCUUUAGUCAGCGACAGGGGGUCGACUUCUUCCAGAACUUCUCCCCCACCCCGAAGAUGACCACUCUUCGGGUGUUAUUGCACGUUGAAGCAUAG
Messenger RNA from Closterium sp. Yama58-4, 714 nucleotides. The record is from the annotation of a GenBank genome assembly. NCBI's taxonomy places the organism in Eukaryota, Viridiplantae, Streptophyta, Zygnematophyceae, Desmidiales, Closteriaceae.